GUCUGUCAGAGGAUGACAAGUCUGGGCUGGUCUGCAGUCUGCAGUCUACAGCUUCGCUUUGCACUUCACAGUCUGCAUACUUGCGUGGCACACCUGGUGGUGAGCUUAGUUGUGAUAAGCCAAUCAAUCUUCAAGGCAAGGCCAGGCUUACUGUGGAGCAGUACGGGAUGGCAACACAUAUGAAGGUUGAAGGGAGCUGAAAAUUCAAGAUCAGGACAAAAAUGAGGGAAAAAAUCUACAAAGAAAGUGAAUGUGAUGGGCGGGCAGGAGAGUAGAGAAUGUGCGGCGGCAGAACAUGAACAGGAGAUGGGUGAGGCCUGUCUGCGGGGCACCAUGGACCCUGCAUGCAAGGGCGGUAAGGCAGCAGAUAUGGAGGCUCAGAAAGACAGCGACAAGGGCUAUAACCCCGAGGAGUGCCCCGUCUGUAUUUCGGCCUUCGAUGACGUGAUGCAGCGGCCCCGCAACUUGCCCUGUGGCCACACAUUUUGUACAUCGUGCAUCAAUGGACUCAAGGAGCUGGGUCACGUCACCUGCCCCAACUGUCGCCUCGUACACGUCGUGCCUGAUGCGGGGCAGUUCCCCAUCUCCUACAUCACCGAGGACUUCAUAAGGAGACUGCGAGGCACGGCACCAGCCUCCCUUCUAGGCAAGGCCGGGAAAGACGCAGGAGAGCCUGUGCCAUCACUUGACAUGCAGCCUGAUGUGAAGGGAGCGGAGUGUUUGAGCCGGGCAAUACGGUCCAUGCUGCAGGAGCAGGAAGAGAAAGUCCUGGCCACCAUCCGGGGGUGCCAGGAGCUCCAGGUGCAGCUGGAUCACUACCAGACAUCCCUGGGGGUGUGGGGAGAGCAGCAACAGCACCUGGAAGACAGACUUCAGACACUGGUGGACAGGAGCAAGGGUGCCAGGCUGCUGGUGAGGCAGGAGGAGGCCCAGGUGGAGGACAAAAGGAAGCAGGUGCAGCAGGGGGAGCAACAGCAACACCUAAUGUUACGUAGGCUACGCUCGGUCACCUCAAGACAGGAGGCUUUCGAGGCUAUUGAUGAUGCAGACCUGCUUGCCGACCAGGAGAGCCAGAGGACGCAGGCGUGGCAGGAAAUGUUUCCUAAAGUGCCCACUGUUGCCACAAUCAGGAAGAUGAGGGUGACGUCGAGGGCAGCCUUGAAAGCUGUGCAGACUAUGGAGGCAGCCCUGGAUGCGAAGAACAUGGAGGAGAACACGGAGAACGCAGAGGGCACAGUUGAUACAGAGGGCGCUUGUGGUGAUGACGAAGCAGAAACCAGUGCCCCUGCAGCCCCGCCUUCCACUAUCCUGACGAGGCUGGAGGCCCUGCUAGCGCCAACUCUAGAGGCCGAGGAUCUUUACUUACUGAUGCCGCCCACCAGGAGUCUGCUGGAGGCGGGCCUGGUCUUCGCCACCCACACAAUUGAAGGUGAGAAACGGUACGCUCAAGUAAGCCUUCAAGACGAUUGCCUGUACCUCCACUCCCUACAGGACCAGCGCCCACCUCCUAGAGCCGCAGUGGUGCCGAUUGACGAGGUGGUCCCGGUCGCUCCACCCUGCCUUGUCUUCCUGGACCUGACGUGGCCGGACAGCCCUCCUUGCCGGGUGCUGGUGCGGCUCAUUCCCGACACACCGCUGGGACGACAGUUCAUUUGGCUGUGCACGGGGGAGAGGGGGCCCUGUUACGCCAAUACUACGUUCUUUCAUCUGAAGUACAGCGGACAGCCAGGCGAGCGUGUGUCAGGGGGAGACUACGAGAGGAACAACGGCAAGGGAGGAAGCCCCUUGCUGCCUGACCUCGACAAGGGGGAUUACCGCGAGUCACGCCGGGCGGGGGCAGUGCACGCUGUUUGGCGCGGUGAUGACAGGUCCAACUGGAAUUCCAAUUUUGGUAUCCUCAUAAAGGACUUGGAGGAGGAAGGAGACCCUGUGGACACUGUGUUUGGUGAGAUAGAGGCUGGCAUGGAAGGGGUGAUGGAGGCAGCCAAGCAGUACUACAUUACAGAUGUGGUUGUGAAGGACUGCGGUGUGGUGUUAUGGGCGGAGUGAACCAUCGCCACCACAAUCACCACCACAGAGCUUGCAAAAAAUGAUAUAAAUUUAUUCUCUACUUGAUUGUAUUUUCUGCUUGCACUGAAACAUUCCUUAGCGCUGCCUCAAUGAUGCUUUUGUUGUGGAACACUCGCCAGAACGCCUGUGUUCUUGUAACCUUGCUGCUGUUUGUCUCAUUGUGUAUGUGUGGGUGCAUGCGUGCGUACUUGUGCGAGUAUACAUCACCCUAGUCACUAUAUAUUUUUAUUUUAUCAUCCUAGUCACUAUAUAUUUAUAUUUUGAGUUUCGAAAUUUGUAAGUUUUCCAUUACAGAGGUCUGGUUAUGCUGCUGGUAAUGGUAGUCAGGGUGAGUGAUAAUGGCAGUUAGUUAGGAUUAGUGGUAUUGGUAGUGAAUUAGGAUGGGAGGUAAUGGUAGUUUGUCGGAUUAGUGGUAUUGGUAGUGAAUUAGGAUGGGUGGUAAUGGUAGUUCGUCAAAAUGAAUGGCAAUGGUAAUCAGGGUGAGUGGUGAUGGUGGUUAGUAAGGAUGGGUGGUAGCAGUUAGUUAGGAUGGUCAGUAUAAAACCAGAGAGCAGUCCAUUACCUUCACAGAACGGCCCCGUAUUCUGAAACCGUUUGCUCUCACUACGACUAUUUUCAAUCACGGGGAUGAUUAGCCAAUUUCUCAAGAGUUUCUCCUGUUAACAAUGCAGAAAAUCUUGUUAAUCUGUCACUAGGAUAUCAUUAAGAACUGUAACUUCAACUACAGUCUUUUGAAAGAGAGGCGUGGUGCAGAAGUGUUUCAAAAUGUCCCAAGUAUUGUAGCGUCGCCUCUGGUUUGCUAUUUGCAGCAAUGUUCUCAAUGGCCUUUUAGGAUCAUAUUUUGGAACCCUUCUAUGCCACAGUCCGACUGCUUUCAAAAAAGACUUGUUGAAGUAACAGGCUUUUAAGUUUUUUCUUUUUUCUUUUUUUAUGGUUUGAGUGACAGAUUAACAAGAUUUUUUCUACGUUAUUAUCAGGAGAAUCUUGAGAACGCAGUUAAUCAUCAUCUCUGUGGCUUUUAAAAAUAAUUGUGAUGAGAGCAAAGAGUUUCAGAAUACGGAUCUUAUACUCCUGAGACCUUUCAUGAGAGGGGGUCAAAUAAGGUUCAGAAAAUAUUACAUCAUUACAGUAUAAUAUACUAUGCUUCAUGUAUUCAUGGGUUGUAAACUACAACUAAGUAGAAUUUUCCAGUUUUCCAAUAAAGGAUGAAAUUGUGAA
Messenger RNA from Scylla paramamosain (green mud crab), 3288 nucleotides. RefSeq lists its product as uncharacterized. Lineage: Eukaryota; Metazoa; Arthropoda; Malacostraca; Decapoda; Portunidae. The coding region runs from base 256 to 2049 and encodes 597 amino acids. The transcript has 8 exons. The record is from RefSeq and is a predicted model, not a curated record. Gene Ontology annotation, biological process: protein ubiquitination. Gene Ontology annotation, molecular function: ubiquitin protein ligase activity.